This is a messenger RNA of Bufo bufo (common toad), 1605 nucleotides long. It is a transcript of the gene HIPK4, whose product is annotated as homeodomain interacting protein kinase 4. NCBI's taxonomy places the organism in Eukaryota, Metazoa, Chordata, Amphibia, Anura, Bufonidae. Gene Ontology annotation, biological process: peptidyl-threonine phosphorylation; peptidyl-serine phosphorylation. The record is from RefSeq and is a predicted model, not a curated record. Bases 1 to 1605 code for a protein of 534 amino acids. The transcript has a single exon. Gene Ontology annotation, cellular component: cytoplasm; nucleus. Gene Ontology annotation, molecular function: protein tyrosine kinase activity; protein serine/threonine kinase activity; ATP binding.
AUGACUCUACUUCAGUCAAAAACCGACUGCUACCAUGUAAUUGAAGAGCUUGGUAGAGGGACGUUUGGAAAAGUACUGAAAGCUCGGAAAAAAGGAACUGGCCAACUAGUGGCCAUUAAGGUGAUCAAGAAUGAUCAGAAGAGGAGCAACGUCAUCAAGAAUGAGAUCAAGCUACUUAACGUUAUCAGGCAGGUCGAUCUAGAUGCAUCCCAUUUUGUUCGCUUCUAUGAACAUUUUCGUGUCCAGGAUACAUUUUGCUUGGUUUUUGAGCUUUUACACAAGAACUUGUAUGAAUAUCAGAAAGAGAUCAGAUUUGCUCCGAUUCCCCUAAGACACAUAAGGACCAUCACCGCUCAAGUCUUAGAAGCCCUUUCCAAGUUAAAAGAGCUCUCUAUUAUCCACUCAGACCUAAAGCCAGAGAACAUAGUUCUGGUUGAUCAAGUAAGAUAUCCAUUUAGAGUAAAAAUCAUUGAUUUUGGUUCAGCCAGCAUUUUGAGUGAUGUGAAACAUGUGAAGGAACCAUACAUACAAUCCCGUUUCUACAGAGCUCCAGAAAUUCUUCUUGGUCUGCCUUUCUGUGAGAAGUUGGAUAUGUGGUCUCUUGGUUGCAUUAUCGCUGAGCUUCACUUUGGUUAUCCUCUUUUCCCUGGAAACAGCGAGUAUGACCAGAUCAAAUACAUCUGCGAGACACAAGGGUUGCCGGACAACUAUUUGCUGAAUGCGGCUAGUAAAGCCCUCUUCUUCUUCAAGUACACGGUGGACAACCAAAGAAAAAUCCAAUGGAGGAUGAAAACGGAAGAAUACCAACGGUCACCCAAUAUGAAACCUGUGGAAAGAAGGAAAUAUAUCUUGAAAUCUCUCGACCAAAUAGAGCUAUUGUAUGAAACAAAUUCCUAUUACCCAGAGCUAGAAGUCCUGGCCGAACGUUAUGACUUGAGGAACAUGGUAGAGCUCAUGAAGAGAAUGCUGACCUGGGACUCCAACAAGAGGAUAAACCCUAACACGGCACUUAGGCAUCCAUUUAUUUCUCUCCAGCAUUUGAAGGUACACUAUAGGAACUCAAGAUACUACCAACUGUCGAGGCAGUGCCAAUAUGAUGCCACAGUACAAAAGCAAGCUUUUAAUUGUAGCAUGCCAGCAGGAAACCAUCUUGGUCUUUGGUCUCUCAACUAUUACCAAGGUCUGAUAAAUGACAUUACUGGUGGAGAGGAGGUCGAAAAGAUGACAGAGCAGAUGAACGAGCUCCACAUCGAAAAGGCUGCUGAAGAAGCUCACUUGAAGUUGACAGAUGAAGCAGGCCAUGCAGACAUCCAGCUAUGUGAUUUAUCAUGUUUCGCUGAACCCCUUCACCCAGAUUCAAGAAGGGAGAUUGUAGCAGAACAGUUGGAUAAUUAUUACACCUCAACAACGUCUAAGGCUCCUCAGUACUUAAAGUCAGCGGUGUGUUUUUCAAAUCUAGUUUUUAUUGGAAAGCGAACCCCAGAACCUGCAAUCACAUAUGAUAACCUCAAGAUCUCCAUCGCCAACACUAUUCAUUUAUCUCCAGGCAAUGCAAACGUAGAAGCCCAUACUACUGCACGGAAACCAGAGGUGAGCACAACGUGA